This is a messenger RNA of Erpetoichthys calabaricus (reedfish), 2130 nucleotides long. It is a transcript of the gene vgll3, whose product is annotated as vestigial-like family member 3. The transcript has 4 exons. NCBI's taxonomy places the organism in Eukaryota, Metazoa, Chordata, Cladistia, Polypteriformes, Polypteridae. The coding region runs from base 357 to 1226 and encodes 289 amino acids. Gene Ontology annotation, cellular component: nucleus. The record is from RefSeq and is a predicted model, not a curated record. Gene Ontology annotation, biological process: regulation of transcription by RNA polymerase II.
GCUGAAAAAAUGUGUACACGAGCGCAACAACUCUCGCUGUCCGGGAGGAGCGCACAAGUCUUGUUUUGAGCCGCGCUUCCUACUCGGCAAUCAGCAUUUAACUGUGAGUGCUCUUGAGAUCCACGGAUCUCUUCAGUGUCAAACUUUUCUCCAAUCAGAGAAGCGCUGUCGUGUCCCAGAAAGCCUGCCACUUGCCACUUGCAUCCGCACCAAGGUCUUUUGUGUUUAUGCUAAUAGCACGGCCGCCUGGCCUCACUGUUACAGUAUAUAGGGGCGAUGGCAGUCCAGGCAGCACCGCGUUUCUAAAGCUCGUUCCUCGGUGCUGAUAGGAUUCCGUCCGCCCGGUCCGACGUGCCAUGAGUUGCCUGGAUGUACUGUGCGGAGCUCGACAGGGUCUGCCUCCAUCUGUGCCAGCAGGAUUCAAGGAGCAGUACGGACAGCUGGGCCGGCAGAGAGGCACAAGGAUGCUGGAAGCAGAGGAUGCCAAAGAUAAACAGGAGACUGAAGCAGAGACAGAGGAGGCCGCCAAGGAGCCUGAGUAUCUGAACUCCCGCUGUGUACUCUUCACCUACUUCCAAGGAGACAUUGGCGAUGUGGUGGAUGAGCACUUCUCUCGGGCCCUGAGCCAGACCAGCGACUGCCGAGCUGAGCUAAAAUGUUCCAAAACAUGGAGAGAUAGCUCACCAGUGCCUAGCAGCCAGUGCACCACUUUCCCUGCGUCAUUCUGGAGUUCAUCAUACCAGCCACAGGUAGCCCCAUGCAUUGCUGGAGUUCAUGCAGAUUUCCCAGCUGCAAGCACAACCCCUGCUGCUACCUUCCAUAACUCUGAUCCCUCGGGGUGGGGGCACAGCCUUCAGCAACCAGCACUGGCCAAUCCGGCAGCUUUCACAGACUCCUGGCAUUACCAGCUCACCUCACAGGCUAGCCCUUCGUACCCACAUGUCCAUGAUGUGUAUUCUCACUUUCACCACCACCAUCAUCAGCACCCCCAUCACCUGCUGCACCACAGUCACGGCUCCCAUCUGGACCCACGUUACAGCUCCUUGUUAGUCCCUGCUAUGCGUUCUGCACAUUCCCGGAACUCCACAACUACAUGUGACAUGACCAAAGGAGAUGGCACCUCCACCAGCCAGCCAUGGGCUGGAACCUUCCAGGGAAUGGUCGACAUCAGUUUUGAUUCAGCAUUUACACAUCCAGAUGCGGGGAAGGGAGCCGGAUGGUUCUGACUAGAACCCUAAUGUGCUACAAAGUGAGCAGCACUCCCAAGAUGGAAUACAGCUUAGUGCUUUCUCCUUUCCAUUGUCAGCUUUUGAGUAUCAUGAGAAACAGGGACCACAAAACAAAUUGGAAAAAAAAAAGUCAAAGCUGAAGAAGAAAGAUAGAGACCAGCUGCAAAUUAUCCUUCUGAUACUUUGAGGAGAAGAUAAGAGCAUGCCAGCUAAGGACGAAAAUGUUUAUUUUUAAGCUAAAUGUAUUUUUGUAUAGAAUUUAGAAAUCCUAUGGCCCAUUGAGGUAUAUAUUUUUGGUGAAACACUGUUAUAUAAAAUUCAAGCCUAUUCGUGAAUGUCUUUUUCAUUUGUCCUGAAAAGUUUUGUGCCAUAAUGGCGCCUGGCUUUCCUUACUGGCACUGUCAGCAUGUUCACAUGCAUUUUGCAGCUGCUUGAUGUCAGUAUUCAUCUCAUGCCAAUUUUUUUCCUUUUCUGUAUAAACCUUCUAUCUCUCAGACAAAAAGGUAUAUAGACAUAUUAUAUUCUAUUCAUGUGAUUAUUUUUCUCAUAAAACAUUGCUCCUUCUCUAUCACAGUUAAUAUUUUGUAGUUUAUUCUGCUGUACAUAAAUGUCUAAAUGUGUCUGCAAUGCAGGAUUUUUCAUCUGCCAAAUGAUUCAUAGAGAAAUUAUAUUUUAUAUUCAAUUUCAGGAUUCUUUAAAUGCUGCUGUUUUCACUGACUGGGCCAACUAAUGCUGUUUGUAGAAAGGGGAAGCUGUAUCUGAAGAAAAAUUCACAAAUAUGCCAUUGUGGGCAGCAGUAGGGUAGUCUGCUGGAGCCAAAGGUUAAAUUCUCCUGCCCUGUACUGCGAAUUACUGUGUAAUGUGCUCUGUGGUCAUUAUAGAAGGUGUUAUAGUAAACAAA